UUGUGUUGCGCGUUACGGGGUGGCGGCAGGCAGCAGACGGACCCGAGGGCACAGUAAACGGGAAAAGGCGGGAAACCGAAAGUGAAUUGGGGGAUACACAAGAUCUCUUUAUUAGAACGUGUCUGUCUGCCCAGCUGUUUAUCAUGGCCAAGGUACAGAUUCUCAAUAUGGUGGUGUUGGAUAACCCAUGUCCGUUCCACAUUCCUUUCCAGUUUGAGAUCACCUUUGAGUGCAUAGAAGACCUACCUGAUGACCUAGAAUGGAAGAUUAUUUACGUGGGAUCGGCAGAAAGUGAAGAAUACGACCAAGUGCUGGAUUCGGUGCUCGUCGGGCCGGUACCUGCCGGACAUCACAUGUUUGUGUUCCAGGCGGACGCCCCCAAUUCAAGCCUAAUCCCUGAGUCGGAUGCUGUAGGGGUCACCGUGGUACUCAUCACCUGUACAUAUCGUGGUCAGGAAUUCAUCAGAGUUGGCUAUUAUGUAAAUAAUGAGUACUCUGACCCAGAACUUCGAGAGAAUCCACCCCUUAAACCAAAUUUCACCCAGCUCCAGAGAAACAUCCUGGCAUCAAACCCCCGUGUUACGCGCUUUCAUAUCAAUUGGGACAGUGCAAGUGAAUCAAAAAUGGAAGAUAUUGAAAACGUGGACCCUGCCUCCCAUGCAAUGCUGCCUCCAACCUGCGCCCCCUCAAAGGGUCUGGCAGGCGCAUUGAACGCCAUCCCAGAAAACUCGAUGGACUGUAUGUGAUCCUGCUGCACGGUCAGGGCAUGUGAGCUCACAGCCCCCUACUCACUGCUAUGAAGGCAAAACUAUGGACUCUGGUAGUGCCAUGCUGCGUGUCUGGCCGCCUGCGAUCACUCCCCUUCUCUACAACGUUCUCACAUAUUUUCGGUUUAAAAACAUGGACGCGCUCCUGAUGCAAAGUGUUAAUUCAACUCUUCUCUUUCUGAGAGCUGCCAGACUCAUUGUAAAUGCUUUUCUAUUGAUACUGCAGUUUUUAGAGGGACAUCCAUAGAGGCUGCGGAGCGUUUUCAGGGGCACUGCGCCUCGACUCCCAGGUCUUUAAUACCAUAACUAUCUUAGCACCAGCAUUCGUCUCGCGUCGUAGCUGGGUGGACACGGCACUUCUCGGUCACUGCCUCCGCCAAGCAGAGAUCUUCUGUUACGGCAGUUCAGCAGGAGCCCUUUAAAUGUGUAAACAUGUCACUUUGUUCUUACUGAGGGUUCGCAGUCCUCACAGCACCUCUCAUCCCCACCAGCACUACCUGUUGGUAAUGUUAGCAUACACUGUUCUGUUCCUUGUUGCGGUACAGCUAAGAGUAUAUUUCUAGCAUACGUGUGCCCUUUAUACGCUGCCUCUAGUUCACUGGGGUGACCAUGGAAUAUGCCAGUCCUUGCCAUGUCUUGCUCUCUUCUAAUGAACUAAUAGUCACCGGUCCUGUGCCGCUAACGGAAUGUAAAUUUCACCAGACUAGCAACCCACAGCCAAAAUAUCACAAAAAUAUUUAAAUGCCCAGAGAUUGUUGGACUUCAAUAAUUUUGACAUGUCGAGUUUUGACUUGUCCUGUUCAAAGUUGUCAAUUCUUUUGUAUUUUGUUAGUGUGGCACACUUCUAAACAGAUGCCAUGAUUUAUCAAUGUGUUUUUUUUUUUUUGUUUGGUUUGUUUUUUAUUAUUUUUAUAUAUCUGUGAGUAGGAACUUGCUGAAAUAAAAGCACUUAGACCUAGGCGU
Spea bombifrons (plains spadefoot toad) is the source of this 1730-nucleotide messenger RNA. RefSeq names its product histone chaperone asf1b-like. The coding region runs from base 144 to 746 and encodes 200 amino acids. The record is from RefSeq and is a predicted model, not a curated record. Gene Ontology annotation, cellular component: nucleus. NCBI's taxonomy places the organism in Eukaryota, Metazoa, Chordata, Amphibia, Anura, Pelobatidae. Gene Ontology annotation, biological process: DNA replication-dependent chromatin assembly. Gene Ontology annotation, molecular function: histone binding. The transcript has a single exon.